AUGCAUUCUAAUCAUUUAACUCAAUCAUUCGAUAUUGGAUGUUUUAGUGUCCUGAAACGCUCGUAUAAUAGUCAAAUUGAUGGAUUUAUCAAGAAUAUAAAAGCUGGGUUUCGAGGAACUGGAUUAAUACUAUUUAAUCCUGAAGCUGUACUCUCAAAGUUAGAUAUUCGAAUUCAUACAUCUAUUCCCCCCUCUUUCAAUAUAGAUCCUUGGAUCUCUCAAACACUUCACAAUCCAACUGAAGCUCUUUCUCAAUCAACUUUAGUAAAAUCUCGAAUAAGUCAUCAUCAAUCAAGCUCUUCUACACCUAUAUUCGAAACUAUACUAGCUUUAACUAAAGGUACAAAGAGAUUAACAUAUAAGAAUACACUUUUAAAUGCAGAAAAUCGUACAUUUCGGAAGGCAAACAAGGCAUUAAGCAAACGUCGACACGCAAAAAAGAUUCAAUUACAUCAAGGAGGAGUGCUUACUGGACAAGAGGCUCUUGAUAUAUUAUCUCAACAAGAGGUUGAUGUUCAGAUUCAACGCGACGAGCGUCAAAAGAGGGGAAUUCUAAUGGGGAAGCAUCUUCUAGUCGAUGUUGUGGUACAUGUGGGAGAACUGGUCACAAUUCAAGAACUUGUCAAAAUAAGAAGUCUCCCGGAAAUUGUGUCUUGUACCAGCCAAGACGAGCUUCUUCGUCUCGGGAAGGGAAUCCUCGACGCAAUAGGGACUCUCAUGCUAUUCGAGAAAUCUUUCAUCUUCUUUUCGAUCAGUACUAUUGGCGUAGGCUAUAAUGUUCCUUGUGAUGCCUAUGCCAAAUUUGUGGUUGAUCUUUUAUUGCAGAAUAAAAUUCGCAAAUCCAUCAGUUUGUAUUUCAGACCAGAAUUCAUUGAUUCUGUCACAAAGGCUGCGGAUUUAGAUGAAGGGAAUUUUGGGAAAGAAACCCUUGACCUGGCGCUCUUGAAUAAAUAUUAUGAGAUACUUAGGGAUGUUGAUGAUGAAGACGAGGAUGCAAAGAGGUUUGCUACAUUUAAGCUAAGAAAUUUGUCCAAAGAAACUAGUUGGAAAGCAGCAAGCGCUCGAAGGACCCUAAAUGAGAAGAAAUUGAAAAACAAGACAAAGAAAUCAAUGUACAAAAUCAAAGGCUCACUGAGGGAAGCGAGCAAAAUCCUUGAUUCUGAUAUUUUCGCAUCUACUGGUAGUAAACGAUACCUCUAA
Molecule: messenger RNA, 1200 nt
Organism: Sclerotinia sclerotiorum 1980 UF-70
Lineage: Eukaryota; Fungi; Ascomycota; Leotiomycetes; Helotiales; Sclerotiniaceae
Exons: 6
Coding region: 1-1200 (399 amino acids)
Source: RefSeq, a predicted model, not a curated record